Mytilinidion resinicola is the source of this 785-nucleotide messenger RNA. RefSeq lists its product as uncharacterized. Lineage: Eukaryota; Fungi; Ascomycota; Dothideomycetes; Mytilinidiales; Mytilinidiaceae. The transcript is spliced from 5 exons. Bases 175 to 489 code for a protein of 104 amino acids. The record is from RefSeq and is a predicted model, not a curated record.
UGGAGAGGUUGAGGUGAGGUCGUUGCAGUCCGUCGGCCGGCUCUGGUGGUUCGAGGAAAACGCAAGGGCCGCUUUCUGUUCCGGCUAGUUCCUUUGAGGAGGAGCUCCAUCAAACCGCCGACUUCACUCCAACACCACCCAUUGCACCAUCACCCACCUCUCCACUCCUUCGCCAUGCUCCGUACGCGGGUCCUCGCCAUGCAGCCCACUGCUUUCAUGCGGAUGCAGCCCACUGCCGCCAUGCGGAUUCAGCCUUCGGCCGUGAUGCGGAUGCAGCCGACGGCGAGGAUGAUGAGGCCAGUUCCUAAAGAGGAGCAUAGCGCUCACACCAUCUCCCAACGCAUUCGCCAGCUCAAGAAGGUUCCCCCGGAAUUGAUUCCUCUCGGCAUCGUUCUUGCCGUUGCCAUCUUCGCUGCCGGAUUUUCCAGUGUCAGGAAGUUCUACACGGACAAGACGCUACGUCUUUCGCGCCAGCAUGGAAGCGAGUAGAGAGGCACGAUGCCGGUUUCUGUUUAGGGGAGAUGAGGCUGGUGGGGCCACUGUAUAAAUUUGAGGUCAAUUGAAGAGCACAAUCCCAUUUCAAUUUCCGUGCGCCACAGCUCCUUUGAAUGCAACAAACCAUAUCCGGUAGGUCUACGCUGGUUUUGUUGGAAGUGUCGGUCCUGCGACAUCUAGUCCCUCCAGCCCUUGCAUUGGAUCUGGAGGCCCUGAAGAGACUGCUCGCGCCUGCUCAGUGGCCAGUCGGUCUUCUUCGCUCACAGCAUGCUCCGCCAACCAGCCCUCCU